Messenger RNA from Mytilinidion resinicola, 3798 nucleotides. RefSeq lists its product as uncharacterized. The record is from RefSeq and is a predicted model, not a curated record. The coding region runs from base 1 to 3504 and encodes 1167 amino acids. The transcript is spliced from 6 exons. Lineage: Eukaryota; Fungi; Ascomycota; Dothideomycetes; Mytilinidiales; Mytilinidiaceae.
AUGGCACCCAACGACUUCUAUCCCACGAGGAACAACUAUUACAACGCGCAGACAAACUCGUCGCAACAAUAUCCCGGACAUCAGGGCCAGAAUACAGCUGGACAAUCCACGAAUCGCACCUACCAGGCCCAUAAUGCGGCGACAAGCCAGCCGGACUACAUGUCAUAUUCGGCACAAGCAUACAAUGGACAGCAGGGGGCCUAUGGACAGCAACAGGAUGGGUCAUGGAGCAAUAAUACAGCCGCGGAGGCAUUGAGAAAUCUCAGCAACGCUGCCUACGCAACUGGUAGCGCCACGGCCGUCAGCAGUGGUGGCUUCACUCCGACAAACGCUGCUCCCUCGAAUCGCUACUCGACUACGGUUACGCAGCCACAGCAAAAUCAGUAUGAGGCAGGACUGAGCAGCAUUCAAGCGCAUGCUUCCUACGGGCAGACACAGCCCAGGCCGAGUAGUAUCAACGCGACCGCUAAUGCGCGGGCCCCUCCGGCUCCAAGUCAAGGGCUUCAAUCACCAACAGUCGCAGCCGCAUAUCCGUCGCAACGUGUCCAAGCGACCUUCAAUCAGCAGAGAUCAGCAAGUCCUGCCCAUCCUACUUUUCAGGCAGACCACAGCUCGGCUCACUCGAGUUCAAAGAAACAGUCGAGUUCUGUUUCGUCGGCUCAGUACACAGACUUCAGCAACAGAGUCCUUCCGCAUGUCACGGAGCCACCGCGGACUUCCCUUCCAGCUGCCGUCUCAGCUUCGUAUAUUUAUGGAGACCGUCAGGCUUCAGCGCCAGUAAUACAGACGACAACUAACCAUUUCGAGCAGCCCACGAUUACUGUUGACCCUAUGCAAGUCUAUGACCCAUGGAGGGAAUAUGAGCGGAAGCAGGAAGCAUUGCGAGCCCAAAAGGCUGCCGAAGAAGCUGUCCUAGCUGAACAAAAAAGGAAGCAAGAUGAAGCGAAGAGGGCUGAAGUGACUAAGAAGAAGGCCGAGGAGGAGCGCAAGAAGGCGGAAGAAGAGAGGAGGUUGGAAGAGCAGCGACAUGUUGAGGCGGAAAGGCGCUCCCUUGAACCCCAGAGUGCUAACUCUAGAAGCGUAACGACUACGUUGACCGACGCUGCUCAUGCUUCAAGUAGCGCCCAGGACACCGAAGCGGAGAUCAGGGCCCUAAUGGCCAAGAUGAGGGAGCUCAACGGCAAAGAUCCCGCAUUACUCGCAAAGAUCUGGGAAGAAGAGAGAAGAACUCAUGUUGCAAGCCAGCAAGCUAGAUCCUCUCAGACACCGACGGCGCCUUCACCCACCGUGCAAGCAGCUCCGGCUGUUCAGACCCAUACUCAGCCGCCUCAAGUACAGCAAACGCAUACACCAGCUCAAACACCAAAACCAGUUCGACAGCAGAAAGGAGGCACUAUUUGGCCACCCGACAAGACACAACUGCUCGCUGAGACCGCGUCUCUAUGGCUUAAUCAGAUCCCGGAGAACAAAGAUAAACCAAUUACUGCAGCUCACAUUCUACGCAUGCUUCAGAGCAAUCCUUCCUACGUUGACCUUUGCGAACAACUUGAGAGAAUGGGUCUAAAAUUGGAUAGGGCUCUAUUUGCAAAGUCGUUAUUAGCAGCGGUCCCAGAUGUCAAUUCAGCGUCCCGCCAAUCCGCCCAGGCAGCACAACGUCCACCGCCUGCCGAUCCUCAACCAACUGCGGUUUCAAACACGCCUUACCAUGAUAGCUAUCCUCCAUUUCCUGAAGCAGACUCGCCACCUUACAUGCCUCAGGAUGACUCUCCGCCGCCGCUGCCCGCACCAGUGGCACAAAUGAUGCCCAAACAAGAGCCACCGAGAGAUACACUCAAGCCAGCGAAUAAAGAAGAAGCUGCAAGAAAACGAGACUUUAGCGAGUUCGUCGAUUUGACAGCUCUGUCAGAUGAGGAUGAUUUGCCUCCGGUAAAGAAGUCAAAAGCCGAACAAAACUUCCCACGUCAGUCCUUGCCUGGAUCCGCGCCUCUAAGUGUUGUGGAUUCAUACGUACCUAGUCCGAAUUUCGGACGGUUCCCAAUAGUGCCAUCACAACCAGCGCAUGGCACCACAACCCCACCUACAAAAGAUCCAAGGUUCACCAACAUCGUCCAACCGAUAAAUAAGAAGAAAGCGCUUCGACGAUCAGGAUACGACAUCAAGACAAUUGCUCGCGACGUAUUACUUGCCACGGGACGACAUCCAAGCAUGCGACCUUUGAACGCCCAUCUGGAACCUUUAAAAAGCUCGUUUGCCGAAGUAGACAACACUUCAGACCUGAGCACCCUAAGAUGGGAUAUUAUAGAUCCUGGAGAACCACCGAAAGGUUAUUUUCAAAACAGUCUAUUCACGCAAGAGCAAGAAGACGCCGAUGACGAAGACGACAGCGAUGACGAUCACGCGAGGGCCAGAGCGCGACCACAGGUCGUCGUCCGGCAGUCAAUUGGCACUGGGGGAGGCGGAGGGAUGAGUUCUUUCUCUGAAACACCGUCUUUAAGCGGCCUUCUAAAGGAAGGUUCUAAGAAACGUGGACGUGGAAGACCACCUCGGGCGAGCUACCCCGUUACUUCUAGACCAUACGGAUUUGGAGAUGGCGCGACUUCCAGUCCCCGUACAAAACCGCCGCCUACGAACAGAGCAGCUGGGGGUACAGGGUAUGCCGCAUUACGAGAGCAUAAUGCAGACGGAACGCCCAUCAAGAAGAGAGGACGACCCGUUGGGUGGCGUAAAGCCAUACACGGAUCCGCAGAAGCCCAAGGUCGCGAGGUCGCCCGCCAACCAAGCGGGUUGCGCAAUGUCAGUACUGCAGGUGCUGACUCCUCAACCACAAAAGCUGCUAGAGGUGCCAAAACAUCCGGCAAAAUUAGAAGCGAACCCAAUUAUCAAGUGUUCAAGUGCAAGUGGCAGCUUUGCACCGCAGAGUUGCACAACCUUGAGACUUUGAGGAAGCACGUGGAGAAGAUUCACGGUAAAGCAGCUGCACAUGGAGGAUUCGACUGUUUAUGGGAGGCCUGUGGAAAGGACGUCAUAUUCUACGAUAAGAGAACAGGCCAUUCUGAACAACGUCACCAAUAUUUCGACUUCGACAAUCUCUCUAAAUGGCGCGAGCACCUGGAGCUGAAGCACUUCGGGCCCCUAGCCUGGACUAUGGGCGAUGGUCCACCAAGUGGGCUCUCGGAUGCGGGACAUAACUCGGAUGCGAACAUGAGCGACCACCGUGCAAGGCGCGCCACCCCUAGGAUAUCAGCACCAUCGUCUCUUCACGACAGUCCUGGCGUCGGCCGUGCUGCUGAAAGCACAGCGCCCAAACCCCCUCGGCGGGGAAGACCGCCCAAACCAUCGCAAGAACAGGUUGCGCAAGAGACGGAGGAUACAAUGCUCAAGAAGAAGAGGGAAGUCGGGCCUGGAGUAGACAAAGGAGGGGCUAGACUUGUAACUCCGAAGCGGCGUCGCGGAUUCGACGACGCAGAAGACUUCGACGAACUGAUCGUCGACAAGGAGGACUAGUAGGGGCAUAGGUAGCAGUAGUGCUCUCAUCGGUACAAAUCUUAGGGUUGCAGGCAUGGCAUCUCAAAGGUUCAUGGAAGCGAUUGCGAAUUUGGAGUUAUUUGUUACAAGGAAUACCCCUUUUGCUGCAAUCGGGGGACAGAAUCUGUAUCAUAGGUACGGCUCUAUCUGCUGGCAGCAGAUCUUGAGGGCAUGAAACAGUUAAGGUAUGCGGUCAAGGAUCAAAAUAGUUCUGAUACCAAUGAAUUCAACGGAAUGCAUUCAUCGCUGCCACAUUGACCGAUUCACUUCCCG